GGAACCACUUGACCAGGGACCAAUUUGACCAGGAACCACUUGACCAGGAACCACUUUGAUCAUGGACUUCUUUGACCAGGGACCGACAUCCCAGUCACCUCGGCACUAUAAGAAUGUUUCACAAGACCAGUUGCUCUAGUUGCUGUGUGGUUUUGACACAAUGGUGUAGUAAAGUUGAGGCCGUGGACUAUAGUUUCAUUCUUGUGGACCACUGGUGGUUCGUGAACCACAGGUUGGAAACCACUGAUCUAUAUCACCGGGUCACCUUAUUCCUGGGUGUGGUUGUACCAAUAUUUGUUCCAUGCGGAUGAAAGAUCGAGGUCAUCUUUGCACACCGGUUUCCAGAAACAGGGGCAAACCGAAAUCCCUUCCCACGGAGGCUUAACGAGGGAGCAGACUGUGUUCAGGCGCCAAGUAUUUGGAUCGCAACGAGCAUUGCGAAAAGCUCCCUCGUUUGCAAUUCAAAGGACGUUGCUCUCGUAACUUUGAUGAAAUAACUAAUUAGCCUUGAUGAAUCGUACUAAUCCCUAUUUAAAGAGAAUUGCAACCGCACAGAAGGCAAGGGCUACACGUUUGCCACUCCUGGUUCCCGUCUCUUGUCGACCGACUUGCUAUAAACGUGGGACGGGUUGAGCUGAGGCUGAACCUCUGAAGUUUCCCGGGACGAGAGGAGAUAUCUCCGUCGCCGCAGAGCCGAAGGAAUGCUGUUGGCUUCGCUUCUAUGGACGCUGGUGUCAUAUUUGAGCGUUUUCGUCCUGGUCUUCCUAUUUGUACGGGGAGUGUGUUACGAUAUCGCAAGGACUCACAUCCCCCAAGGAGUCCCACAAUCCAGAAUCAUGCGGUUUACUAAUUUUGUCACACGAGCUUUAAUGUUGCUGGGAGUGAUACUCGAGAAGCUUGGCAUUUGCCAUCGAUACAAGAUCUGGAGGGUUAUAAUAAACGGGAUACCGCUGAAGAAGAGCUCAAAGCUGACCAUCAAGGAUUUAUUCUUCGACGAGAUCCCCGUGCGGGUCUAUUGGCCCAAAACGUCAUCCGCUGGGAACAGAAGAGGAGUGGUUUUAAUUCAUGGAGGAGUCGGCUUGUUUGGAAGCAUUCAAGCAUAUGAAAGGGUCAGCCGCUACAUUGCCCGGAAAAGCGAUUCUGUGGUUGUGUCUGUUGAGUUUUGUUUGGCUCCAGAGCAUCUGUUCCCAGCCCCGGUUCUAGAUUGCUGCACUGCCACGACACACUUUUUGAAAAACGCAACAAAAUACGGAGUGGAUCCAAAUCGCAUCGUUGUUUGUGGGGACAGUAGUGGCGGAACAUUCGCCGCAGCCGUUAGCCAACAUUUGGCAACAAAGAAGGAUCUCCCGAAGCUCCGAGCUCAGAUCCUACUCUACCCGUUCCUCCAGGUAAUGGAUUUCAAUUUGCCUUCGUAUCAGCAAAACCAUUCGGUGCCCCCGCUGUUUAAGAAACGCGCCAUCAAACUCGGCAUCACCUACCUGACUGGGAAGCAUUUGAAUGUGGAUGGCUGUAUGAGGAACGCCCAUGUGCCCCCCGAUAUGUGGGUGAAAUAUAGACAAUGGAUAAACCCAGACUACAUUCCAGACGAAUUUAAGGCCCGGGGUUAUGUGCCGAUGGAGCCAGAUCCAUUCAAUCAAGAAGUUUAUGAACAGUUCAAGGAAGCCGGCAAUAUUAUGUUUGCUCCACUCGUAGCCGAAGACGACAUGAUCCGCCAACUCCCCGAGACUUUCUUAGUAACCUGCGAGUACGACGUUCUCCGUGACGAUGGCCUGUUGUACAAGAAGCGCCUCGAAGACAACGGCGUGCCGGUGACGUGGCAUCACAUUAAGGAUGGCUUCCACGGAAUCAUGUUUUUCAUCGACUACGGCCCUUUGGAAACUCCGAGUGCGCGAAGCGGCUUCAAACGUUUAAUACAUUUCUUAGAAGGUUUAUGAAUAAUGAAUGAUGAUGAUGAUGGUGAUUGAAACUGUUAUUUUUUCUCCACAAGGAGACUCAAGUGGAGUACAUUAAAAACAUUUCAAUACAAUUCAAAAUCUACAAACAGAAUAAAGUAUCGUAUUAAAAAACCAGUUAGAAAUCCAUACAAAACCAUACCCAACACCACGGAAAUAAAAACCUUCUUCGUGUCUGGA
Molecule: messenger RNA, 2132 nt
Organism: Anolis carolinensis (green anole)
Lineage: Eukaryota; Metazoa; Chordata; Lepidosauria; Squamata; Anolidae
Product: arylacetamide deacetylase-like 4
Exons: 4
Coding region: 702-1934 (410 amino acids)
Cellular component (GO): membrane
Molecular function (GO): lipase activity; carboxylic ester hydrolase activity
Source: RefSeq, a predicted model, not a curated record